Salvelinus fontinalis (brook trout) is the source of this 8337-nucleotide messenger RNA. RefSeq names its product kinesin-like protein KIF19. Lineage: Eukaryota; Metazoa; Chordata; Actinopteri; Salmoniformes; Salmonidae. Bases 789 to 3827 code for a protein of 1012 amino acids. The transcript is spliced from 19 exons. The record is from RefSeq and is a predicted model, not a curated record. Gene Ontology annotation, biological process: microtubule-based movement. Gene Ontology annotation, molecular function: ATP binding; microtubule binding; microtubule motor activity.
UCUCGUUUUACCAGCUCAUCAGGUUGUGUGCUAGGCCUAGCUGCAUUUCAAUCAGUUACAAUACCGCAUAAAACAAAUAUGAGAAUUGUCAUUUCAUUUAGCUCUAUAAACGUAUGUUAGAAUUUAAUAUUUUAGUCUGGAAACGACAGUCAAAGUUCUAUUUAGUAUUGGGGGCAAGCAAUUGCGUCACCGUAAUUUGGAGAGAUGUUAGUGCAAUUAUAUGCGCCAUCGAUUUAUCCACCAGAUGUCGUCCUUGAGCCGCGGCAAAUCGAAGAAACAGCUGUUUACUCUGGUGCUUUACGCACCUCUGUCUGUCUGUUUAAACUACCCACUGAUCUCUAAGGGUAUCCAGGAACAACACACGAGUCGUCAGAUGAAAGAAGCGAAGGGGGGAGUGAAGGAGAAGGGAAGUCAACAGUGGACACCUGCCAUUCUCCGUCCGCAUCCUCGUAUGUCUUCAAAGAGAUGAGCGAAAGAACAACUUAAUUAUUUCUGUAAACAGCAUAGAUUAAACGGAAUGUAGGCUACUCGUUUUACGCUGUUAUAUCAGACUUGUUUUGUAAGAGCGCACUUUUGGCGAUAGGUGUCUAUUUAACCCUAAAUACAUUAGCACUAUUUUGCGGAAAGGUAGAGGUUUGUAGGCUAGUUGUCGUCAAUCGAGUUCGACAUUGGACAAGCCAUACAGGUGGGUGGAGAGGGGUCGUGCAGGUAUUGAGCAGGAUGUCUGACCGAUGUCCAGUUUAGCCACUAUUUUCUAACAAUCGAAGAUACUCCAACCACCAGUGGCCAUGAAUGAAACAGGCGAAUCAAAGGACCACCAACUGACAGUGGCUCUGAGGAUCAGACCCCUCAGUGAUUCUGAGCAGGAAGAGGCAGCCACUAUAGUGGCCCACCGAUUGGACGACCAGAUGGUUGUUCUGAUGAACCCCAUGGAGGAUCCAGAUAAUAUCCUGCGUGCUAACCGUUCCCGGGAGAAGACCUAUAUGUUCGACGUUGCAUUUGACUGCUCAGCCAACCAGGAAGAAGUGUACAGAGCCACGACCAAGGGCCUGAUCGAAGGCCUCAUAUCCGGCUACAACGCCACUGUUUUUGCCUACGGACCCACAGGUUGUGGGAAGACCUUCACUAUGUUAGGGACGGACAGAGAACCGGGGAUCUACGUACACACUCUAAAUGACCUGUUCAAAGCCAUCGAGGAGACCAGCGGUGACAUGCAGUACAACAUCUUCAUGUCAUACCUGGAGAUCUACAACGAGAUGAUCCGGGACCUUCUCAACCCAUCCUCUGGGUUCCUGGACCUGAGAGAGGAUUCUAAAGGAGUGAUCCAGGUGGUUGGCAUCACAGAGGUCUGCACUAUCAACGCCCGAGAGAUCAUGGAGCUGCUGAUGAAGGGAAAUAAGCAUCGUACCCAGGAGCCCACGGCAGCCAACCAGACUUCGUCCCGGUCCCAUGCCGUGCUGCAGGUGUCGGUCAGGCAGACGAGUCGCUGUCGAGACCUUCUACAGGAAAUCCGCUUCGCGCGACUCUUCAUGAUCGACCUUGCCGGCUCAGAACGAGCCUCACAGACACAGAACAGAGGUCAGAGGUUAAAAGAAGGGGCCCACAUCAACCGCUCCCUCCUGGCUUUGGGUAACUGCAUCAACGCCUUGAGUGAGAAACAUGGUAACAAAUAUGUCAACUACAGGGACAGCAAGCUGACGCGCUUGCUGAAGGACUCGUUGGGAGGCAACAGUCGCACAGUGAUGAUAGCCCACAUUAGCCCCGCCUCCCUGGCCUUCGAGGAGUCUCGCAACACGCUGAGCUAUGCUGACCGUGCCAAAAGUAUCCGCACACGGGUGAAGAGGAACCUGCUGAACGUGUCCUACCACAUCGCUCAGUACACCAACAUCAUCUCUGACCUGCGCAGCGAGAUCCAGCGGCUCAAGAAGAAGAUCGCCGAUCAGGCUGGACGUCAGCUCAACUCUGACCGAGCUGACAUCCGCCAUGUCCAGGCAGAGGUGCAGGCCCACAGCAUGCAGGCGAGCCGAGCAGAGAUGGACCAGCUGAGGGAGCAGCUCCUAGAGGCCUUCAGGAGUCAGAUGGAGAUCAGGAGGAGCCUGAUGGAGCUGGACAACAGCAACAUGGAGAUCCAGAUGGACAUCUCCAAACACCUGCUCACCAUCGCAGAUUGGGAGCAGGAGCGGAGUCGUCGUCGCAGGAAGUGGCGAGCGGAGAGGAGGAAGGAGAGCUUCAGUAAGGAGGAGAGUGAGAAGGAUUCUGACUGUCCUGAGUCUCCCCCAGACAGCACUGAGACCCGGGAAGUAACCAUGGCCAGAGAGAACGUGGUCACUCUCAUUGCUGAACAAAACAAGAUACGCGAACAGAAAGCGUUGCUGGAGCGCUGCUUCGUGGAGCUGCGGGAGCGGGCCAGGCGCCUGGAGGAGCUGCUCCCGUGCAGGGUGAGCUCUGAAGAGCAGAGGGAGGUGCUGGGCCUCCUCUGUAAGGUCCACGAGCUGGAGAUUGAGAAUGCCGAGAUGCAGUCCCACGCCCUGCUCAAAGACAACGUGAUCCGGCAGAAGAACUGUGUGGUGCAGCGCUUCGAGCAGCACCGCCACCUCUGUGACGAGCUCAUCCAGCAGCAGAGACGGUUUAUUGACGACCACAGACUCAUGGUGCCCCCCCAACUUCAGGAGCUGUAUUGGAUGUACUUGAGAGAGCUGGAUGAGAGGAACCUGGACAGAUCCCUGGACAAGGUCAGCGGGUGCACACUCAAGGAGGGCUCCCUGCCCAAGAUCACUCUGCCCAGCCGAAGCCGUGACCCGGGGCAGGACGUGGACUCAGACCAGGAGAGCGUUCGCACCAUGGGCUCAGAGACCAGGCAUGGCCGGGCCAAGACCCGCAGACACACCCUGCCACCCAUCCUACCUGAACCUGAAGGAGACAACAACCAUGUGUGUAAGAGCAGUCCCCAUGCCAGACAGAUGAAACAUUCUCCUGUGUUGACCCCUCCUCCCAUCCACUUCAACGGCCAGGGGAACAGAGAGCUGCAGCCAUUGGCCCUAGAGACAACUCUGAACUACAGCCACCUCAGCCACAGUGUCAGCAGUCACCUGGACUCCUCCCCUGAGAGCAGCGAGACGGGCCAGGACGUCCCCCUCACACGAAAGGAGAGGCAGCAGAUCCUCAAAGGGGUUCACAACAUUGCAGUGAAGGCUGCUCGCCGCCGCUCCAAAGCCCUGGAAGUGGACGCCCUGCGGCUGCCUCCUCCUCCCUCCCCCCUGGACCCCAAGAAGCACAAGAGCAGCCUGUCUCUGAGUGAGGCGCCCCCUAGGGGCCUGGCCCUGCUCCGCGGCCGGCAGCCCAACCCAGAGCCCCGCCACAACACCUCAGAUGAAAACUUAUCCAGCAGCACGGGGGAGGAGCCUGUCUCCCAGGGCACCUGGACACGCCCACGUAAUUGCCAGCCGGCCUCCAAGAACCCAAACCUCUCCCUCCGCGAGCAGGACUUCGAGGCUCGCUGCCGGAAGAGACGCUCCCGCUCGUUCGAAGUCACAGGUCAAACACUGUAUCAGUCUAAGACAACGGCAGCCCGGCGUAUACGCCCGUUGGACAGCACGUCAGACCCCCACCUCCACAUCAACGGGCAGCCCCAGGCCCCCCUCUUACGCCCCCAGCACAGGGGGGUCCCUUCUCUCACCAAAGUCCGGUUGCCACACAACAACCACCAAACAGGCCCCAUCACAGAGUCCUCCCCAGUCCACCUGAGCAACCUGAAGCGUGUGUCUCAGCUGCGCCAGCCCAUGCUCUACACCACGGGCACCGGAGGUCAGCACACCCGCAGGCACUGAGGGCCUAAAGGCCUACUUCUCCAGGGUCAUGUUCAUUAGGGCAUAGAAUGGACAUUUUUGCAAUGGACAAGAAAAAUGAGUCCAGGUAGUCCCUUCCUGUUUUCUUCAGUUUGGUGCCUGAUGAUCAUGACCCAGGGUUUUCUUACACAGGACUUCCCAACACCAGCACUACCCUGACCAGCUGACCCUGAGAAUGUUGACUGGACUAGAUGGACUGGACUGGAGAAAGCUGGACCUCCAAUCUCCACCUUCAUGCUCCUGAUUGACUCACAGCCCAGUCUAACCCUGGAGCCUUGAGCCCCCUUAUGUCCUCUGGCCCGUAACCUCUGACCUGUGACUUCCACACUGGCUGUACAUUGAACCCAGAGACCUAGCUUUUCCUCAUGCUGAUCACUAAUAGGGUGGAUGAUGCCCCAAGACCUCACCAUCACAGACCCCAAAGAUCUUCUGUCUGUGACUUUUACUCUUCUGUCUGUGACUUUGUCUUAAAUGGCGCCCAAGUUCUAUAUAGUGCACUACUUUUGACCUGGCCCUGGACAAACGUAGUGCACUAUAUAGGGAAUAGGGUGCCAUUUCAGACACAGACUGUGACUGUUUUCUCUGCUCCUCGUUUCCCUGCUCAAGUGGUACUGUGAGUGACCGUUCAGUGGCCACCACUAACCACUACUAUGGUCCUGUACACAUUCCGGUUCUACAGAUGAUUUGGCACGGUUGUGAUACUAAAGACUUUUUCUGCAUACAAAUAAUUACAAAAGCCUUGUGGACACACUGCAUAAUAGUUGUUUCUUCUCUCUUCUUUAUGAACACGUUUUAUAAAUGAAUAUAUUCUUUCUACAGCUUAUCAGCGUACACCCAAUAUGUUCCCCCUGUUGAUGAUGCUUAUUAUUCAUUAUGGUUGAACCAAAAGAUUACAUGUAACAAAAAUGUAAUUCAAUUGGAAACAAUUAAAUAUAUAUGUAAAAUUAAAUUAAACAAUAAUGAAUGUUGAUGCUAAUAUUAUGUACAAUGUAUGAUAACAAUAGCCUAAUAUAUUCUAUAUGCUGUAAACUAUUGUCUUUUAACAGUUUCACUCAAUUCAUUCUAAUUGACUUAAUAAUUAUGACACACCCCUCACUAUUGUCAUUGGUUGCACUAAUUCCACUGUUUGUCUACAUAACCUGGUUCAAGCAUUCAUGACAUUACCCUGAAGAAGGCACAGUGAUGCCGAAACGUUAAAUAAAUAAAUUACUGGGAGUUUAAAUAUACAGUGCAUUCGGAAAGUUUUCAGACCCCUUGACUUUUUCCACAUUUUGUUAGGUUACAGUCUUAUUCUAAAAUUGAUUAAAUAGUUUUUUCCCCUCAUCAAUCUACACACAAUACCCCAUAAUCACAAAGGAAAAACAGGUUAAUUGGGUAUGACGCUAAAACCAUGGCACAUCUGUAUUUGGGGACUUUCUCCCAUUCUUCUCUGCAGAUCCUCUUAAGCUCUGUCAGGUUGGAUGGGGAGCUGCGCUGCACAGCUAUAUUCAGGUCUCUCGAAUUACUGGGAGUAAUCUCUCGAGAUGUUCGAUUGGGUUCAAGUCCGGGCUCUGGCUGGGCCACUCAAGGACAUUCAGAGACUUGUCCCGAAGCCACUCCUGCAUUGUCUUGGCUGUGUGCUUAUGGUCGUUGUCCUCUUUGCCCCCGUCUGAGGUCUUGAGCGCUCUGGAGCAGGUUUUGAUCAUGGAUCUCUCUGUACAUUGCUCUGUUCAUCUUUGCCUCGAUCCUGACUUGUCUCCCAGUCCCUGCCACUGAGAAACAUCUCCACAGCAUGAUGCUGCCACCACUAUGCUUCACCGUAGGGAUGGUGCCAGGUUUCCUCCAGAUGUGAUGCUUGGCAUUCAGGCCAAAGAGUUUCAUCUUGGUUUCAUCAGACCAGAGAAUCUUGUUUCUCAUGGUCUGAGAGUCUAUUGGUGCCUUUUGGCAAACUCCAAGCAGGCUGUCAUGUGCCUUUUACUGAGGAAUGGCUUCCGUCUGGCCACUCUCUCAGAAAGGCCUGAUUGGUAAAGUGCUGCAGAGAUGGUUGUCCUUCUGGAAGGUUCUCCCAUCUCCACAGAGGAACUCUAGAGCUCUGUCAGAGUGACCAUCAGGUUCUUGGUCACCUCCCUGACAAAGGCCUUUCUCCCCCAAUUAAUCAGUUUGGCCGUGCGGCCAGCUCUAGGAAGAAUCUUGGUUGUUCCAAACUUCUUCCAUUUAAGAAUGAUGGAGGCCACUGUGUUCUUGGGGACCUUCAAUGCUGCAGAAAUGUUUUGGUACCCUUCCCCAGAUCUGUGCCUCGACACAAUCCUGUCUCAAAACUCCAUGAACAAUUCCUUCGACCUCAUGGCCUGGUUUUUGCUCUGACAUGCACUGGCAACUGUGGGACCUUAUAUAGACAGGUGUGUGCCUUUCUAAAUCAUAUCCAAUCAAUUGAAUUUACCACAGGUGGACUCCAAUCAAGUUGUAGGAACAUCUCAAGGAUGAGCAAUAGAAACAGGAUGCACCUGAGCUCAAUAUCGAGUCUCAUAGCAAAGGGUCUGAAUACUUAUGUAAAUAAGUUAUUUCUGUUUUAUAUUUUAUAAAUUUUCAAAUAUUUCUGAAUACCUUUAUAUAACAUUUUAGAACAAGGCUGUAAUGUUAAAAAAUUUAAAGUCAAGGGGUCUGAAUACUUUUCAAAUGCACUGUAUCUAUGCAUAGUCAUUUUACCCCUACCUACAUGUACAAAUGACCUCGACUAACCUGCACCCCCUCACAUUUUUUUAUUUUUAUUUAUUUAACCUUUAUUUAACCAGGUAGGCAAAUUGAGAACACGUUCUCAUUUACAAUUGCGACCUGGCCAAGAUAAAGCAAAGCAGUUCGACACAUACAACAACACAUAGUUACACAUGGAGUAAAAACAAACAUAUAAUACAUGACUCCGUACCGGUAGCCCCUGUAUAUAGCCUCGUUAUUGUUAUGUAAUUUUGUGUUACUUUUUAUUUUAUUUUUUACUUUAGUUUAUUUAGUAUAUGGGGGGGCCCAGGACCGAGUUUGGGAAACCCUGCCAUAAACAAUCCAUCUGUACAUUCACAACAUGAGCACACCAGUUAACUGCAUGGCUACAAAGUGAACUCGGUAGACAGGACACACUCCACAAAGUGUUUUUUAGAAGUUUUAUUUUGAAAGAUAAACAAGUUAUUCAACAGUACUGGUGUGAUCCAUAACAGGUGUCUAGACAUGAACAUGGGCCUAUGUCCUAGAGUCAUUUGGCUGUCAUAGGUAUAGAUUACAUGUCAGCAUAUUGUUUUCAAAAGAGUGGAAGUGCUGAAUGUACCUGCUAGGAUUGGAUUAGUUUACCUCACAUUGGCAGGCAGGCAGCAGGCUGUGUUCUAACACAUGCAGCAGUCGUGUGUGUACUUGUGCAUGCACUAGCUAAUUGUAAGGGGUUUUAUAGUACCGUUGUCUUGGGUCAAUGGGAAUGUAUUUCCACUAGUGGAGGCGGCUGAGGGGAGGACGUUUCAUAAUAAUGGCUGGAACAGGGUUAAUGGAAUGGCAUCAAACACAUAGAAACUAUGUGUUUGAUAUCCCUCCACUACUUCUGCUGCAGCCAUUACCACGAGCCCGUCCUCCCCAAUUCAACCUCCUGUAGUUUCCACAUAAUGACGCCAACACAAACAUGCGUGACUUUGUAGGCUAUUAGCUUUUGUUUGUUGACAUUUAUCAAAGAAAGAAAAACAAUUAGCUUAGCUGUCCAAUGAAAAUAUUUAGGCUUCAGAAAUAAAUAAUUUUAUUGAACAUUAAAUCAGAAUGAGCAAAAUACCUAGAAACAUUGUAAUAACAAAGUCAUGAUCAAAUCUUUCCUGCACGUUUCUCUGCUGAACUUCAUUAUACAACUACACACUACUUUUCGAUCUCUGUUCUUUCUCGUCCCUCCUGCUCCGUGCAUUGUGAAACACGUGCAGUCCAAAUUACAUAAUCCAAACAUCAAGAGCUGCGGUCUGAGCGGCCAAACCACAUAAAUAGUGCCACAACAAUUUCAGGGAUUGGUCCAUAUGCGACCAAUCACAAAAAUCACAAACGCUCUUCAGAUUAGUGGGCGUGGCCUCCAGGGUUUGGAGCUCUGUCAUGAGUGAGAAAGCUUGUCCGUCUGUUCCUGAGCCAUAGAAAAGUCCUAUUGACACUGAAUCCUAUUUCCAUAAUUUGCAAUGUAUGUUUUUGACAUUCUUAGAAUGGUUUGAAAUAGAAUUGACAUUUUACAUUGUGAGAAUUAUAUUUUUGCUCAGUUGUUGUUCCUUAUGCAAUAUAUGAAAAAUGAGACCUAUUAGAGUUUUUAGGAGGUUUUCCUGUGCCUGAGACAGACACACACACACACACAUACACACACAACCAUCUCUUAGCAUGGCUUGACCUCAAUGGCCUGACUUGCUGAUGCAUCUUGAACUUAAAUCUAGAAAUGAAAACAAAUACUAUUAAAAUAGGAAAAUGGGCAAACAUGAGUAAUGGAAAUGUAUGAAUAAAUGAAUGACUGAAUGUU